This is a messenger RNA of Mytilinidion resinicola, 834 nucleotides long. RefSeq lists its product as uncharacterized. The transcript has a single exon. NCBI's taxonomy places the organism in Eukaryota, Fungi, Ascomycota, Dothideomycetes, Mytilinidiales, Mytilinidiaceae. The record is from RefSeq and is a predicted model, not a curated record. Bases 1 to 834 code for a protein of 277 amino acids.
AUGUCCUCCCCCCGAAUCCAAACCUUCCUCGAAGCUAUCACCUUCCUCGGCCCGGACACCCACCAACAAACCAGCCCCUGGAGCUCCGCCUACAAGCACCACGCGCGAGAUCUCGCGCCCCUCCUUCCCAAACUGCCCCUACCCUCGGACGAUGGCGUUCUCGAAUCACUAGUGAAAUUCACCGCAUCCUUCCACCGCGUCUCCUCGGCCACGGCCAAAAAAUGGCUCUCGCAAGACCCCUCAGACCUGCAAACCCUCCCCCCGCACGCGUUAAAGAACUUGAAGGCCGAGGCAGCCCGCAGCAACGCCCUCCGCCGCGCCGCCCACUCCCUCCUCGUCUCGCGCUACCUCGCGCGCGACACCGCGCCCACCAGCCCGGAACAAGCGCUGAAAUUCCUCAUGGCCCGGAGCCCAGACACCUCGCUCCCACUCUACGCGACGCCCGAUCUCGUGGGCAUCGCGGUCGAUAUGUUCCGGCGCACGCCGGCGGGGAGGAGUCUCAGGAAGGUGGUUGCGGAGCUGGUGGAGGAGAUGAUUAAGUUCCCCGGCCGGGAUCUGAUGGAGGAUGCGCAGACGGUGCUGGAGGGGCUUGCGGGGAGGGCAGUGGAGAGGGGGUACGGGAUGUUUUUGGAGGUGGGGAGGUAUGUGAAGCAUGGACCGCAUAUGCUGGCGGUGGUGUUGGUGGUGGUGGAGUUGCAGGGGAAUGCGGAGGGGCGGGUCCGGGAGUAUCAAUGGAUGAGGGGGGUGGCGAGGAGGGUUUGGGGGGGUCGGGUGGGGGAGAGCGCGGGAGGGAAGGAGGAUGGGAUGAAGAGGGGUGAGAAGGGGAAUGUGUGA